This is a messenger RNA of Vigna radiata var. radiata (mung bean), 914 nucleotides long. RefSeq names its product DNA-directed RNA polymerases II and IV subunit 5A-like. Bases 68 to 688 code for a protein of 206 amino acids. Gene Ontology annotation, biological process: DNA-templated transcription. The record is from RefSeq and is a predicted model, not a curated record. The transcript is spliced from 3 exons. NCBI's taxonomy places the organism in Eukaryota, Viridiplantae, Streptophyta, Magnoliopsida, Fabales, Fabaceae. Gene Ontology annotation, molecular function: DNA binding; DNA-directed RNA polymerase activity. Gene Ontology annotation, cellular component: RNA polymerase III complex; RNA polymerase I complex; RNA polymerase II, core complex.
AGAGCAUAGGGCAAACGAAGGAAGGUAACGAAGAAGAAAAUUUGGGAGCAAAAGCAAAGGGAAGAAGAUGGUGCUUCUUGAUGAAGAAAUUUCGAGGCUCUAUCGAAUCCGGAAGACGGUGAUGCAGAUGCUGAGGGACAGAGGCUACCUUGUAGGAGACUUCGAGAUCAACAUGUCCAAGCACGAGUUCAAAUCCAAAUACGGUGAGCACAUGAAACGUGAGGACCUCGUCAUCAACAAGUCCAAGAAGGACAACUCCGGCGAUCAGAUCUACGUCUUCUUCCCGGAGGAGGCCAAGGUCGGCGUCACACCCCUGAAGACUUACAUUAACCGCAUGAAGUCCGAAAAUGUCUUCAGAGCCAUUUUUGUCACUCAGACUAACCUUACCCCCUUCGCCAGAACCUUCAUCAGCGCAACCUCUUCCCAAUUUCACUUGGAGGUUUUUCAGGAGGCAGAGCUGCUGGUGAAUAUUACAGAGCAUGUGCUUGUCCCUAAACAUCAGCUUCUCACCGAUGCUGAGAAGAAAACCUUGCUUGAGAGAUACACUGUGAAAGAAACUCAGCUACCUAGGAUUCAGGUGACAGAUCCUGUAGCAAGAUAUUAUGGAUUGAAACGUGGUCAAGUUGUGAAGAUUAUUCGGCCGAGUGAAACUGCAGGAAGAUAUGUUACAUAUAGAUUUGUUGUAUAGAGAUGUGAAUUUAGACUAUCUGCACUCCUUUUUUUGAACCUCCACGAUACUCUCUUUCUCGCAUGGUGUUUUAGUUUUGAUUUGUUUUUGUCUUGAUUCUACAUUUCUGUGAACAAAUCUAGUUGAAAUUGUGCUUUUAAGUUUAUCACUUUAAUUAGUGAUCAAUUCUUAGUCAAAUCUUCUACUCACAAUAAUUGAAAGUACUUUUAUGGCUUUUAAAAGAUAA